AUUUCAUUUAAAAAAAUCAAAGAAUCGAUUCGAUUAUCGAUAUUUUAAAUUGAGAAUACUUGGGCGAGUUUUCCGUAUCGCAGGGGACUGUCCAACAGGAUGUGGUCAGUGUGGCGCGCGUGGUGCGUGUUGGCGCUGUUGGGCGGAGUGCUGGCGCAGAGAAUCGACCAGGACGCCGUGCUCUCACCGCGUCCCCGCGCCCGCGACCGCGAUAUUACCAAGCCGGAUGAACCGACGUGCGAUCAACUAAAAGCUAUGUGGAGGUUUUCAAAGAGACAGGCGCGUGCACCGGAGAUAAUGAACGAGGUUAGCACCUACAGAGACCCGCUGAUGUACAACGAGUGGCCCGUCUACACCGCCAUGCCCAGAGCUGCUCCUAGGUUCCGAUACCAGUAUCAGGCGAUGCCGCGCGAGGCUUACGGCCGAGUUGUCACCAAAGCUCCACCGAAUGUUGUGCGCACACCGGAUUAUGAUGAGAUGUUCGGAAUGUUGAACGUGCCACACUCCUCGGGCAAGAUCCUGCGCUACCCCGGCCCCUCCCGCCCCCGCGGACAGCCUUCUUUCAUGGUGCCUCCGCAACGAGACCGAUUUGAGGCGCUGAAGAAACUGAUCAGACAGGAGCACGUCCGGGAGCUGCAGAGGAAAUACGAAACUGAACAAAAGCAAGAAAUAAAAGACCUUACUUCUGGCCAUGGAAAUGAUGAUUACGUAUAUGGAAGCUACGGUGAGAACGAGCCCCGGGGACUGCAGCCUCUGCAGGACUAUACCCCGGACGAGAACGGCGGCCGCCACUCCAAGAAACCUCCAAUGGGUAGUCGUCAGGUGUCGCAGUUCUCUCGCUACUCCGACGUGAUGCUGCCUCCAGUGCGCCGCACCUUUUACCAUCCCUAUUUCGACUACCCCACUCCCGAGUUCAUCCCCUACGUCUACUGAACUCUGCCCGCAUCCGUUAACCAAAACGACAACAUUCUAGACACUUCUGGAAAAUUCCGAGGGAUAUCCUCAUAAAUGUACAACUCUGCAGGCUUUAAUUCUUAUCAGUAUUACAUGGCCAUAUCGGAAGCAUAUCCUUAUUAAGCUUUCGCUUCGUAAACGACUCUCUUUAAUCCUUGCGAGCUUCUGAGCGUUAACAAUAUUUUUUAUAUUUACAUAACAACCUAGCUGAGGUUUUCUCUAGAUAUGCGAUCUUUUUAAUCCCUUUUUAAACAAUCGCAUUGUAUUUUUAUAGAUUUAAGAUUUAGAAUCAAAGUUGUUCGUAAUCCAAGGCAUUAGGCUGCGGAUGAGUAAUCUUAGUAUGGAUCUUCCGAAAAGGACAAUAAAAUUAAAUAUGACAAUAUUAUCAAUUUACCGUCAAUUUCUAUGACGUUAACGA
Papilio machaon (common yellow swallowtail) is the source of this 1372-nucleotide messenger RNA. RefSeq lists its product as uncharacterized. The transcript has 8 exons. NCBI's taxonomy places the organism in Eukaryota, Metazoa, Arthropoda, Insecta, Lepidoptera, Papilionidae. The coding region runs from base 100 to 933 and encodes 277 amino acids. The record is from RefSeq and is a predicted model, not a curated record.